Messenger RNA from Bombus huntii, 8097 nucleotides. It is a transcript of the gene qin, whose product is annotated as tudor domain-containing protein 1. Gene Ontology annotation, molecular function: zinc ion binding. Lineage: Eukaryota; Metazoa; Arthropoda; Insecta; Hymenoptera; Apidae. The record is from RefSeq and is a predicted model, not a curated record. The transcript has 23 exons. The coding region runs from base 3491 to 7816 and encodes 1441 amino acids.
UAUAAUACGCUAAUCAUGCUCACGCAUACAGUUUAUUUCCAGAAUUCUUAAUUACGUUUACAUUUCCUGUCAGAUUAUUUCGUUACAGCCGCGAUGAUUCGUUCGCUUAACUAUAUAGCACGGUAUACACAGUCCUUGUCGCAUGGCUACUUAUCAGUUCGACUAAAUCGUAUUUAUAUUAUGUACACAGAAAAUAUUUUUUCAUUGGGUGGUGCACGCAAAAAAGAAAAAGAAUAUGUUUUUCUCCUCUCCAUUUUUUUAAUUAUAAAAAUCACGGAAGAUCUAUCUAAAAAAAAAAAAAAAAAAAAAAAAACUGUACAUUAAUACGUACUUGCAGCUUUAGCAGCCAUUUCAAUAAUGCCCCGAUUUUAUCGAAAAAUAAAUUCGAUUUAAGUAAUAACCUGAUGAUAAUGUGUUAUAUGGCAAUCUCUGCCCUCCAAUUUUAUAUCUACAUACUCAUUUCUGUGUUGCUUUUUUAUAAAAAAUAUUCAGACUGAUAAUAAUUUUUGUCCGAUUCGUGGUUCGCUGCGUUAGGUUUGAUUCGGUUAGUGGUAGGAAAAAAAGGUUAAGUAGAUAAAUGUACCUGCUCGAUCGUUUCUAGUCGAUUAUUCGUCGAUGUUUAAUCGAAAUUGAAUUUUUAUAAACUCAUUAACAGACUGUGGAUUUUUAUGCAUUUCACUAUAGGAAAUUUAGGACUACAAAAAUGUACAUAAUGCAAAAAUAUACAAAAUAUAGAAAGUACAGUACAUAACAUAAUAUUCAGUGGCUGAAAUAAAUUUUCACUCACAUUCAGAUAAUUUGUCUAAUCAUUCAGGUUUAUGAAAAUACGAAUUUGCAUAAAACUCUAUAGCCUGCUCGUUGCUGUUUUCUUCCCUUUUCGUUGUAACAAUGUAACCAACUUUUUUUCAAAGUCUUUAUUUCGUACAAUAAAUGUAAAUCCAUAUCAGCUGAAAUUUGCACGAGAAUUUCCCCUAUGCAUAUCUGCUUAUCACCGUACAUACAGCUACAAACUGUCCUUUUUUUCUUCGCAAAUAAGUUCGAACUUUUCAUAAAUAAACCAUUUUGUCGUGAUCAUCGUCUCUCUAAAAAGAGAGAUCAGCAUGAUCGUUAAUAUCGUCUCACUAUUACAAUGAGCCAGACACAAGUACGAUCGAUCGGAGUCGAAACGACGGAGUCGAUGAAACGAGAAAUGCGCGACGAUGGUUUUCAGGAGACAAACCGUGGACACAAACGAACGACACGUUAUUAUUAAUUGCCAGCAAACUUGCUGUUGUCGUAUUUCGUUCGGCUCGCGUGCACAAUUCUAUUAGCGGAUAUCGAUUCUUGAAAGCGUUGACUUUUGGCCAUACCGCCGCGCGAACAAUGUUGCUUCGCCUUUGUUCCUUUUCUCUCCUCUUUUCUCAUUCGUUCCGCCGUCUAUCAGUAGCCUAUUGUGAUUUAAGUGCAUUGACGAUGAAACGUUAUGAUCGACGAUUGACAGACAAUCAUGGUAAAUUAACUGUUUGUUUCGUAACGAUAUAUCUUAUUUUCUUCCUUCUUCCUUUUUUUUUUCUUUUUCUUUUCCAACUUCGAUUAACUCGGUUAAUUCAUCGUGGAAGAACGAGGCAUUCAGAAGCCAAAGUAAUUAACUCUAAUUUUUGGAAGUUCGUUAAUUUUGGAACUUCAAUAUUUUGUAUUGAUAUCGAACCUUUUAGAAAUCGGACGAUAUCGUGUGGAAUAUAUCGAGGAAUUAUUUAUUAGGAAAAUUUAUUAUACGUACACGUAAUUUUCGUUUGUAAUGUUAGAACAUUUACAGGUGAAUUUACAGUUCUUCUUGUAUUAGUUUCUGGGGUCUAUAAUAUUGGACGCUUUAACAAUUCUCUAAUACAAGAAGAACUAUCAUUCUUGCAAAUUCGACGAACGUAGACGAUCAGGAGUGAGAGCUCCGUGAAACUUACUCUCUUCGAUCAUUUAUUGAGGCUUGUACAACUCGACGAUUCUUUCGUAAAGGAGUUAACACUUUUGGAACUAUAAUUUUUCCUGUAAAUUCAUUGACUAAAAAAUCGCCAGAGAUCGAGCGAAAGAGGAUCAAGAAACAAACCUUCGUAAAAAUACUACCCUUUUCAAUUUUUCAAUAACCUGCGUUACUCAAUAAUCAUUAUAAAUCAAAAAGUUCAUAGAGAAGGAAGCAUAACUUUUCCAAAGCAAAGUCAGUUCCCCGGAAAAGUGACUAUGAACCAAUCGAGGAAGAGUGGAAAAACAAGAGGAUCAAAAAAUACCACUGUGAAAACCAUCCCCUUUGACCAUAUCGCAGCCCUGUGUUUGCUUGUUCGGUAGCGUUUUCACGAUAACGCAGAGCCGCGUCGAGUUGUUUGCCGUGGCACAACAAUUUCCCGGGUCCAUUAUCGCGCGUAUAAUCGCGAUCGUUCCACGUGUAAUCGCAAUUGUUGCACGUAUGACCGAUCGUCAAUUGGUUCGUUGCUAAGCGAAGCGUCAGGCCUUGGGGCGAACGCGAUGCAAUUACGCAGUAGCCGCGCGCGAUUGUAAGACAUAAGCUGAUCGAAUGGAUGCGCGCGCGUGGUUCGUUGUUUAAGCGAAUAAUCACCAUGGAUUCGACGGAGUUCACAACUCUGGGGAAACAGUUCGAUAUAGCCUGACGUUCUUUGUGGGAUUUAACAGAUUCACCGCCAUUACGGUCGCUGGUGAUUAACAGAUGGAAACUUUCGUGUCUAUAUGUUGAAAUCGUACAAUACGUGAUUAUGAUUUUAUUAUACGCCAGCGAAUAUCGUUUGGAACGGAUAGCCAUUUGUCGAGAACUAGUUAGAAAUAAUAUAAAAAUUUCAUCGAUACGUUUAUUUUACACUGCAAAUAAAGCGAAGAGAGUGUAAUGGAAAAAAAUAUGAAAAACAAUUUCCACAUACUUGCGGCAAUUUUAUUUCAUAUGAUUUUAUUAUACGCUAGCCAAUAUCGUUUGGAACGGAUAGCCAUUUGUCGGGAAUUAAUUAGGAGUAACGCAAAAAUUUCAUUAAUACGUUCAUUUUAAACUACAAACGAAGAGAAACGAAUAUAAACUCGAGAAAUAUAGAAAAACAAUUACUAUACAUCCAGAGCGAUAAUGUUCCCAAAAUUACGACCAUCUGUUUCAUAUUAUAAGUUUACACGGACCACUGUAAACUUUUUCCUCCGUCAGAGUUGUCCGUUCUCUAACGUCAACAGAAACGAUGAAACACGUAAAAUAAUAAGAAAUUCCUAAAUCGAGCCGCUAGUGCAUCCACGAAGAUCAACAAUUUCACCGACUAUUUAACUCGUCUCUACCAAGUUGUCAAGUUAAAAAUCCCAAAUCGUGAAAGUCUAGUCAUCCGUUGCCAAUCGAAGAACAGCUCAGAGCGUAUCCACGGCUUAAGCACACGUGUAUAACGAAGUUCUCUGUUUACGAUGCGAAGUAUCGCGGGGAGUCUCGAUCCAAGAUGGAUCGAACAGCGCUGUUCGUUAAAUCCCCGUACAGAAACUGAUGUCUGUAUCCUCCACCUCGAUAGAAGAAAUACAGAACAUCGCCAGUAUAAAGGCGACCGUGACACAGCAUUUCGCCUAUUUGCAUGGUGUUCUUCAAAAUACAGAGCAACAGAUCAUUGAUGCGUUACAGGAGUAUACAAAUUUGCAGAACAAGAAUAUCAACGAGAUUUUCACGCAGCUGAAGAAGUACGAAGAACGACUUCAAUCUGCCAUUCUGAUAUCGACAUCGGUCAAAAACAACCUCGACCACAUAGACAUUCAGCAGGUGAUAAAAAAAUUGGAACCGAUGGCCAACAUUCCAUGCUAUCUGAUUCAAAACACUGAUAAAAAUAAUAAAAUCGAAUUUGACAUCAACAAUAACGUCAUUAAGACCAUAGAAGAACACUGCUGCGUGUACAUACCGAAAACGCCAAUUUACAGUCUGCAACAAAAGGAUUUGCUACCAAAGGAUUACGAGAUAGAACCAUUGGUCGAAGAGAUUGUUACUUCGCUAGAAAAUGAGGAAACAUCCCCGAAGACUAAACCUAACAUCAUAACGGACGAUAGUCUUACUAGUAUUGGAUCCUCGGAGAUGGUCAACGUCACCCACAUCGUGGACCCCUCUUGCUUUUACGUUCAGGUAGUACAAAAUCAACAGAAAAUAUCGGAUCUUAGCAAAGGACUGGCUACACUGGCAACUACUACAGGAGUAAUACCAACGGAAGUAACUUUAAAUGCGCUGUACAUCGCGCAGUGCUCUAAACACAAUGUUUGGUACCGUGCACGUGUCAUAGAGAAGAAAACGGAUAUGAACAAUGACGAAAGAUAUAGCCUGUUCUUUAUUGAUUAUGGCAUGAAAGAGGAAAAUGUGCCUUUGAAUAGAAUAAGAAAUAUCAUACCACAAUAUGCAAUGUUACCGGUGAUGGCCCUUAGGUGCACUUUGUUCGAUAUUGUUCCUAAUAAUGGUAAAUGGCAUCCCGAUGCCACUCGAGUUUUUAAAAAACUAGUUUGCACAAAUUCUGUAGUAUCGAUGUGCAUCAAGAUGAUAACCGGUGAUACCUAUUACGUCGAUCUGUGCGUGAUAUCAUCAAAAGACUCGGGUUUAAUAUCUGUGAAAGACUCCUUAACGUAUAUGAAAUACGGCACUUGCAUUUCGCCAAACACAUUAAUGAGAAUGAAUCCUGACUCAACAAGGAAGUAUUUUAAGGAAAUGUUAGACCUAGAAACCUACUCGGAUGUUCAAAUCCUAUUCGUCGAAUCUCCUAGUUGUAUAUAUGUUCAAAGGACACACGCAAAUAGAUAUACCUUUCACAAAAUGCAACAAGAAAUGAUGAAUGAUUACGAAAAAAAUAUAUCUGCCACUGAUUAUAUUAUCUUUGCACCUUGUAAAGAUUUACCGUGUGCUGCACGAGGAGUCGAUGGAUAUUGGCACAGAGGGCUCAUACGCGAAGUUACCGAGAACACUAUAAAAGUUUUCUACGUGGACUUAGGAUAUACAUUGAUAUUAAGUUACGAUGCCAUCAGAGCUCUUCCAAGAAAAUACAUGUCCUGCAGAACACAAGCUGUAAGAAUUUCAUUAAGAAAUAUAAAGCCACGAUUUAACAAUAAAAACCAAUGGGAGCCGGAAACUAAGGAAUUCAUAAAGAAAUUUCUAAUGGAUAUGAAGUCAAAUUUCAAAGUUAUCCCUUAUAAUCAAUUCGGAGAUACAUACAACGUUGCCAUGUUUACACAUGAUGACAGUAUUAAUGUCGCUGACUUACUAGUACAAAAGUGCCUAGCAACAUACAUCAUUUCUAGCCCGCACAAUACAACAAUGGCUACAUUCGAUUUAAAAACGAAAAAAAGGAAGGAUGUUAGUUAUUUAGAAUUAUCUGAUCAAUAUUACAAUAAUCCAAUAAACGAAAACAUGAAGAAAGUCAUAGAAGAAAAUGAAGAUCCUUUCAAAAUAAAAGUUCAAAUACACCAAGUGCAGUCUCCAGACAACAUUUACGUUUCUGACGCCGCGUGCGAUCAGAGCGACGUGGAACUAAUGAUAAAACAGAUGCAAGAAUUUUAUAGCAAGUAUCGUCCCGAAAAACGAGAUACUUGGACCAAGGGUGCUACUUGUGCAGUUUAUUUUACAAGAAAUGGCAUGUAUUAUCGUGGCCGAAUCGUUGAUAUUAAAUCAAACGAUACAGUAGUCGCAUUUUUAUAUGACAUAGGAGUCGAAGAAACUGUAUCGACAAAUGAGAUACAACCGUUGUAUCCCCUGUUCUCUAAGAUAUCAACGUACGUUUUUAAGAUAAAGCUAACGGGUAUAUUGCCCUGCGGAGGAUCCACCACGUGGCCAUCGUUGUCUUGUGAGAAAUUGCGCGAAAUCAUAGAUAACAAUCAGACUUCCAAAUUCUACAUAUCUAAAUUGGAAGACGAAGAUAUGGAAGAUUCUGCAAUACCGGUUGAAUUAUGGAUUAAAGAAGUAAAAAUGGACGGGCCAUUGGCACCAACAAGAUAUGAAAUUAAUUCUAUCAAUAGAAUGUUGGUUGAAAAAGGAGUAGCAUUACCCGUGAAGGAGUAUGCGAAAAAAAGAGAUAAAAUUUUAGCAAUUGAAUUGAAACGACAAUUAAUGAAGAAAUUUGAAAGAUUAACGAAAUAUGAAUCAAGCGUGAAGUGGCUUGAAAUUAAUAAUUGCUCCAAUGAGCCCACGGAGAUAACAGCUACUACAGCGACAUCGAAGCCAAUAUUGUAUCAUUUAACUUCUGAUUUCAAUAAUCAAAUUUAUGAGAACAUGGAAGAAAUACUUGGUAACGUUCCGAAACUUUUAUCGUCAGCUUGGUUACCAGUAGAACCAAUAAAUGAAGAUACAUUUAUUGCUAUACCGACAUACUUAGAUCAUAGCGGCUUUCUUUAUCUUCAUUCCAAAACGGGUAGUAGUAAAAUAUUAGAAUAUAUAGAAAUGAAAUUAGAAAAAAUAUACAGUAAUCGUUCAAUUGAACUUUAUGAUACUGUAUGGGCUGUGGGAGAUCCAUGUAUUGCACAGUAUCAUUUAAAUAAAAAAUGGUACCGAGGAAAAGUAGUGGGGAUUCAAGGAAACGACAUAAUUAAUGUAGAAUUUGUAGACUAUGGAAACAUAGAGCAAUGUACAACUGAAGAUUUAAAGAAAGAAGUUAUCUUAGAAGAUAUUCCAAUUCAAUGCACAAAAUGUUUGAUCGAAGGUUUAAAUCCGGGGACUGAGAGUGGAAUGUGGGCAACAGAAGAUUUAGAUAGAAUACAUAAGCUUCUCAUUGAACAGGAAUGCGAAGUCACAAUCACUUAUAGAAGUGAAAAUUACCUCAAUAUUUCUUUAAAGAUCUUACCAAACAAAUACUGCAAAAAGAAAACUGAUUUAAUCACAUUUCUUAUCAAUGAAUUGGAAAUGAACAUUAAACCUAAUAUUGAGGCCAUUACAUCUCAAAAUAGAGUAACUACAAAUGUUACUACAGAUGUUACUUCAGAUGUAGUUAUAGAAAACCCGAGAUCAUUUUCUUUAGGCGAUGACGUGAUAAAAGAUCCAGUUAUUACUGGAAAUUCUGUGUUGCUUCCAGAUAAUGAUACAGAUAUUGUACAUAAUAUUGACAAUGAUACUGUAACUGACGUUGAAAAUGUAUCAUGGUUUAAAUUAGAGACAACAAUUACUUCAACUCCUAAUAUUGCUUCACAAGAAGAUCUUUCAAUGCAUUAUAAACUUAUAAAUAUACCAAACGACAUAGACUAUAUUGAGAUAGAAAUGUGUUGCUGUAUUACUCCUACUAUCUUCUAUGCUCAAUUAAAAGAAAAUAUUCAUUGUACGAUUUUAAAUGCAUAUUAUACACAGUAUGAACUUUUAAUGAAUGACUUGCAAGAAAAUGCGGACAAACAACCAUUGAUUACAAAGUUUACUGUUAAUACUCCAUGCUGCGCGAAAUUCAAUGAUAAUCUUUGGUAUCGAUGUCUAAUAACGGAAUCUGAACCUAUUAUAAAUUCAGAUAAUAUUGAAAUUAAACUGCUUUAUGUAGAUUACGGUAACGACGAAUAUAGAAAAGUAAAUUCACAACAGUGUGAAUUGUACACUUUAAAAAAAGAAUGGAUGGAGAUACCUACUAUUGCAAUGAAAUGUAAAUUGUGGAAUGUAGAAGUUGUUUCUAUAUUCGAUCAUGAUAAGCUACUCUCUCAAUUAGAAAAAAUGUACAAUAAACGUGUUAUAGCUAAAAUUAAAGAAACUGAUGAAGAGUUUAUGAGCGUUGAACUGUAUGAAGACGAAAAAUGUGGGAAAGUUAUGUACAAUACUUUAAUUGAAGAAGGUUUAUUCGAAGUUAGAUCAAAAAAGAUCGACGAUCUACAUUAUCCUUAAAUAGUAACACAUAUUUAUUUCUAUCAUUUACAACGAUAAGUUGGUAUAAAAUUAUUAAAUUCCAGAAUGAGAUUUUAUGUUAAAAACUUAUUAACCAUACGAACUAAGUUUAUAUGUUAAACUAUUACAGUUUUUAGGCAAAUUUAGAUGUUUAUUGUUAUAAAAGGAAAAAGUUACUAGAAGUAUAUUAACGUUGAGCACUUUUAGCAAUCUGUUCUUUAAGUAAUAAAAUACUUUGCCUUUGUUCAGGUGGUAACAUAGCGAUUUGUUCAUCAGAUAAU